Messenger RNA from Haplochromis burtoni (Burton's mouthbrooder), 2261 nucleotides. RefSeq names its product secreted frizzled-related protein 5 (gene sfrp5). Gene Ontology annotation, molecular function: Wnt-protein binding. Gene Ontology annotation, biological process: non-canonical Wnt signaling pathway; negative regulation of canonical Wnt signaling pathway; canonical Wnt signaling pathway. The transcript has 3 exons. The record is from RefSeq and is a predicted model, not a curated record. NCBI's taxonomy places the organism in Eukaryota, Metazoa, Chordata, Actinopteri, Cichliformes, Cichlidae. Bases 468 to 1430 code for a protein of 320 amino acids.
CAGGCAGCAGACGAGAGCAGCUACCACUGCCUCUUAAAACCUAGGUACUCCUCAUUACAGACUGAUAGACAGAGAGCAGGAGAGAGCUGGAGGCAGUUCUAGGAGAGCACCAGGGAAAGAAAGUGAGAAACUGUGAACAGGGAAAGUUAGGAAAAGUAAGAAGUCCUACUUGUAAGCUCACUCUUCCCUGACUGCUGCCUCCCCACUCCACUACCUGAGGCACAUACACACACACACACAGGGAGGUGUUUCAGGGAGGCUUAGAGGGUCGACUCUCCAGGGAAGAAGGGAAUUAAACACUUUUGUUUUCAAUCCGCUGCGUUCAUACUCAGGAGAAAAAAAGGGAUUACAGCUUUCACGCCUGCCCCCCCUUGUUUCUCUCUUCUCCUUGCAUUUUGUCUUCACUGAGUUACUUUGGAGACUUUGGAUAUAACCUUCUUGAAUUGUUGGUCUGAACUCGUAGAGGCAUGGCAAACGGACAAAAGAGCCCCAGGUGGGCAUUAACCCAGGGCUCCUUCAGCUUGGCACUGGGCCUGUCGCCCUUCUCCCUCCUCCUCCUCCUUACCGUCUCGGCCGCAGAUGAGUAUGACUACUACAGCUGGCAGUCGGACAACUUCCACAAUGGCCGCUUCUACACCAAGCAGCCCCAGUGUCUGGACAUACCAGCUGACCUGCGCCUGUGCCACAAUGUGGGCUACAAGAAGAUGAGGCUGCCCAACCUCCUGGACCAUGAGACCAUGCCCGAAGUUAAGCAGCAGGCAGGCAGUUGGGUGCCCCUCCUGGCUAAACGGUGCCAUGCUGAUACGCAGGUCUUCCUGUGCUCACUGUUUGCACCAGUGUGCCUAGACAGGCCCAUCUACCCUUGCCGCUCACUGUGCGAGGCUGUCAGGGACAGCUGUGCUCCGGUGAUGGAGACCUACGGCUUUCCCUGGCCGGAGAUGCUGACCUGCGACAAGUUCCCCAUUGAUAACGACCUGUGCAUCCCCAUGCAGUUCACCGGGAACCAUGCGACCCAGCCACCAGUGUCAAAGGUGUGCCCACCGUGUGACAAUGAGCUGAAGAAAGACAACAUCAUGGAGCAUUACUGUGCAAGUGACUUUGUCCUAAAGAUGAAAAUCAAGGAGGUGAAAAAGGAAAAGGGUGACCGGAAGCUGAUUGCAGCACAAAAGAAGAAGAAAGUUCUGAAGCAGGGCGUGCUGAGGAAGAAGGACCUGAAGAAGCUGACCUUGUACAUUAAGAAUGGUGCCAAUUGUCCGUGCUCCCAGCUGGACAGCCUGGGCUCCAACUUCCUCAUCAUGGGCCGCAAAGUGGACCAACAACUGCUUCUCACGUCCAUUCACAAGUGGGACAAGAAGAGCAAGGAGCUCAAGGUCGCCAUCAAAUACACGAAGUCCCAUCAGUGCCCCACCUACCACACCGUCUUCCAGUGACCUGCUUCACUGCAGUGUUCGCUGAACUUUCCACAACUUUGCUUUUCAGAUUCAACCUUUGUUUCACUUAGAUUAUAGCAGUUAUUUCACUAAUGCAUCCCUGAGUCAUGGAUCCUAUAAAAUCUUUUACCAGCCCCGAAGCUAAACACGAAUCAGGUAGUUGUCCUUUUCUCCUUUGAUGUUAGAGAUCAUUAUUAUUAUUAUUGGAGAGAGGAAAACUGCUUUUUAAAUAAGUCAAGUCCCUCCCUUCCAUCAAAAAAAGACAAUAAGAAUGAUUUCAUAUUGAUUCACAUCCUGGAAUCUAAUGUACUCUUCAUUAAUAUGCUUGCCUAUUCUGAUAUUAUAGAAUCACUUAAAUCAUAUCCUAAAGCAAUCUUCUUAGACAUCAGCAUUAAGAAAUGGAAAUUUAACUACUGGAAAGAAAACACGCUCGACGCUGUAAUGAAAUGAAAAUUAUGGGAAGGUUUGUUUCUGUGCAAAAAGUGCUGAGAGCAAUGAGAGAGUGAACGUAUGUGGGUUGUGUGAUGUACCAGUGCACACGCUGGCACAGUGCUCCAAGGAACAACAUCAAAGCACAGAAAUAUUGAUGAUCCACUUAACUGCAUGUUGUAAAAAGUAGGUAAUUCAGACCAAUACUAAAUGCUUAGAAAACUGGGAUUUGUUUUUUUUUUCCUUAUCCAUGCUGGGAACGAAGACUGAUGGAAUGAGACAGACUGACUGAUGCUUCCACUGACUUUGUACAGAACCAUUUCUGUGGCCUGAAAGAGGGAAACUUGAAUAUUUUUUACUUUUUAAUUUUGAAAGAGAAUAAAGUUAGGGCAGUGAAGGCAU